Hemisphaericaspora subhashii is the source of this 2607-nucleotide messenger RNA. It is a transcript of the gene CHO2, whose product is annotated as phosphatidylethanolamine N-methyltransferase. Gene Ontology annotation, molecular function: oxidoreductase activity, acting on the CH-CH group of donors; phosphatidylethanolamine N-methyltransferase activity. NCBI's taxonomy places the organism in Eukaryota, Fungi, Ascomycota, Pichiomycetes, Serinales, Debaryomycetaceae. The transcript has a single exon. The coding region runs from base 1 to 2607 and encodes 868 amino acids. The record is from RefSeq and is a predicted model, not a curated record. Gene Ontology annotation, biological process: phosphatidylcholine biosynthetic process.
AUGAUCUCAACACAAGUUAAUACUAUGAGUUCCAAGAAGGAUAUCCCUACUCAAUCCAAGGCCAAUGGUCCUAAAGGUAUUACGUUCUCAGGAGAAACUUUUAUAGUUCCUGAAACUCAUGAUAUGGUUAAAACACUAUUUGAUCCAACUAUUCGUAAAUCAAAUUUUGAAAUUAUAAUCUUAACAUGUUUGUUUUCUAAUUUAUUGGUAUUUUUAAUUCCUAAUAAUCAAUUUAGAAUUAAAAUAUUUAUUUCGUUUUAUAUACUUUGGAGAUUAUCUUAUAAUUUUGGAAUUGGUUGGUUAUUACGUAAUCAAUCAAAUUCCAAUCGUUUAGUUGGUUGGGCUAAAGAUUUGAAUUUAUUCGAUAAAUCAAAUGAUCAAUUCUUAGCUAAAUUUGUUCAAAGUGAAGUUCAAUCUCAAAGAGGUAAGGAUUAUAAGAUUAAUUCUUUACCUGUUGAAUUUAAUACUUGGUUAAUCUUUAGAAAAUUUGUUGAUUUAAUCUUAAUGUCAGAUUUUGUCACUUUUGUGUGUGUUGUAAUUACUUGUGCAAUUGAUGACAAUUUCCAAUUUAUUCAUAAUCAACCAAAUUGGGUGAUUUAUUCAAGAAUUAUAGGUGGGUUCGGAUUGAUUUUAUUCAAUUUAUGGGUUAAGGUAAAUGCUCAUAAUACAAUUAAAGAUUAUGCUUGGUAUUGGGGUGAUUUCUUCUUCCGUCAAAUCAAUAAUGAAGAAUUGAUCUUUGAUGGUGUUUUUGAAAUGGUUCCUCAUCCAAUGUAUUCAGUCGGUUAUAUUGGAUACUAUGGAUUUGCAUUAAUUGCAAAAUCUUAUACAGUUUUAGCAAUUGCUAUUUUUGGACAUUUCUUACAAAUGGUGUUUUUAUAUUAUAUCGAAAACCCUCAUAUUGAUAAGAUUUAUGGUCCUUCCAAGAAUGAAAUUAACUUGAUUAAAAUCUUAAAAUUGAAAGAUUUAAAGAAUUUCGAUAAUUUAAAACCAUUGGUUGGAUUAUAUAAUUUCAAUUGGUUAAGAGCAAGCGAUGUUGUCAAUUUGAUCUUAGUUGGUACUUAUGGUGUCAUAAUCCCAGUCUUAUCUAAAUCAGUAACCAAUUUGUUUGUAUUGACUAUUGCCAUGAAAUUAUUUGAAUCUUUCUCAAUUAAUAUUUUAUUAGUUUUACAAAGUCAUUCCAAACAUUUCACAAAAUGGUGUCUUGCAAAUGAUAUUCCAGUUGAAAAAUCAUUAAAUAAUUGGGCAAUCAUGUAUAAUUCAUUAAUUAAUGUGACUUAUUCUUCAUUAUUCGGAUUAAACUUGGUUUAUUAUUUGGAUCCAGUUCAACAUAAAUUAUUAUUCAAUGAUUGGUUUUAUUUAAGAAUUUUGUUAGGUAUCACCUUAAUGCUUACUCAAACUUGGAUUAACGCUUCCAUUAUUGAUCUGAUUGGUUAUUUCGGUUGGUUUUAUGGAGAUUUCUUCAUUCCAAAAUCUCAAAGUAUUUCCCCACGUUUAACUAAAGCUGGUGUUUAUCGUUAUUUGAAUAAUCCAGAACAAAUUUUCGGUGUAUGUGGUGUUAUGGGAUUAUUUAUCCUUAGUCCAACGGUAGAAAAUAUGGUUUGUUGUAUUAUUUGGGUGGCUAAUAACUUUAUCAGAAUUAAUUUCAUUGAAAAAGUUCAUAUGAUUAAAGUAUAUGGUGAACUGGAAGUAUUGAAAGAUUCAGGUGUCGUCAAGACUUUUAAGAAACACUUGAUUCCAGAAUCUCUUCAAAGAAGAUUAAGUAAUGAUACCACUAAUGGUGAAGCUGAUGGUAUAUCAAGAAAAAGAUCUAAAAGUGGUACUUCACUUGCUGAUUCAUUAGAUAAUUUCAUUAGAGACUUAAAGAAUUCUACCACUAAAUUAUCUCAACAGAAAUUGAUUGAAUUAUCUCAGAAUUUAACAUUUGCUAAUUCUGAUUAUAAAUUGACCAUUAAGGGUUUACAAACUGAUAAGUCCAAAGCUUAUUUGCCGAAGUAUACUUAUGUUGGUGCUCCAAUCACCGUUACUUGGCAUGCACCAAGAGCUGUUCAUUCAACUGGAGAUUGGAUUGGUUUGUAUAAAGUCGUUCAUACUUCUUAUUCCAGAAAUAAGACUCUAAUUUCAUCUUCAGGUAGAUGGACCCAUUGUAAUGAACCAAAGGGUAGUUUUACAUUUGACAAGAAGAGAUUAUUCUGGGAAGAUGGUGUUUAUGAAUUUAGAUAUCAUUUAGCAGGUAAACAUGAUGUUACUUAUGUUUCUGAACCUUUUGAAAUCAAAUGGCCAAAGAUUCAAGCCCCAUUAGAUAAAUCUGAAGUUGAUUCAUUUAGUCAAACUUUAAAGGAAGAAAUAUUUGAUAAAUUAUUAGAAGUUGAAGAUGUUAAUACUCCACUUAUUCAUCUGCUUAAAGAUGAUGAUAUAGUUAAGACAUAUAAUUUAUUGAGUGAUUUGAUUUCCAAUAUUUGUGAAGUUAAGAUUAGUUCUAAAGCAUUUUUAAAUCAUGAUGAUUUGACAAUUAGAGAUGUUGCUUAUAAGAUCAUAAACAUUAAACAAGUAUUGGAAGAAUUAUCUCACAAUAAUAAUGAUGAUAUGAUUGAAAAGAAGGAUAUUUAG